AUGGAGGCAUCGCAGGGGAGCCCAUGGGGUGUGACGCUUUGUUUCAAAGACCCCCAGCUCGAGGCCGACUUCGCCCUCGACCAUGCCGCGCGACACCGCCGGGAGGAUGCCAUAGGGUCCUUCAUCCUGACUGCAGCUUUGUACGUAAUGAUCGUCCUGACCAAAACUGGCAUGGCGCUUCCCGGGCUGCUGGCUGUCCUGCUCCCCAGCCAGACCUACCUGCGCCUUCGCACCCGGAUCCACCAGGCAAGUCUCCUGGCCACGGCCGCCAUCCUACCCUUCCACGGCUAUCGCCGCUCGCCAGACUUCAUCUCCGGGGAGGAGGAUCGCAUGCAGGCGGCCAUGCGCGCCGCCUCCCGGAUUGCGGCCACUUCCGGGUUCACCAUCAUGGUGUUCGAGCUUCUUGGGCGCCAGCUCCUCCUGCGCCACCGCCUCCCCUGCCUGCUGCCAUGGACAUGGAUGGCGCUGCAGUGCAACAUGGACCACUGCCGGGUGCGGGCUUUCACGACUGACAGCGGAGUGGCCAUCCACGACGCGCACAUGGUGGCAAUCCGCGCGGCAAACAUUGGGCUGGGCGAGUGGCCCCUGGGGUCACCAAGACUGCCGACCCAGGGAUGCGCUGUCUUGACCACUUGGUGCUUCUUGGUUAUGGGGCUGACUCUCCCAAACAUCUUCCUCUACACCAUGGAAGUGCGCGAGCGGACGCGGUAUCUGUUGGAGCGCGGCUUGCCCCCGCCCAGGCUCAAGCUGAGCAAGGGUCUGGAAGAGAACUUCCUACUCCUGCCCUCCGUCCUAGGAGGGAUGUGGCUGUUGGCCAACGCACUUGCCGCUGUGCCGCCGAACAAGCUGAGCUCCCUCUUCGCGCGCUGGAACGCCUAUCUCAUGCAGACCGGGGUCCCGGAGAUCACAUGGUGA
This is a messenger RNA of Auxenochlorella protothecoides, 915 nucleotides long. RefSeq lists its product as hypothetical. NCBI's taxonomy places the organism in Eukaryota, Viridiplantae, Chlorophyta, Trebouxiophyceae, Chlorellales, Chlorellaceae. The transcript is spliced from 3 exons. The coding region runs from base 1 to 915 and encodes 304 amino acids. The record is from RefSeq and is a predicted model, not a curated record.